This is a messenger RNA of Diaporthe batatas, 3679 nucleotides long. RefSeq lists its product as uncharacterized. The record is from RefSeq and is a predicted model, not a curated record. Gene Ontology annotation, biological process: protein phosphorylation; intracellular signal transduction. The transcript has 4 exons. The coding region runs from base 709 to 2958 and encodes 749 amino acids. Gene Ontology annotation, molecular function: ATP binding; protein serine/threonine kinase activity. Gene Ontology annotation, cellular component: cytoplasm. Lineage: Eukaryota; Fungi; Ascomycota; Sordariomycetes; Diaporthales; Diaporthaceae.
CCAGCCUAGGCCGCUUCCCCAGGUAGUGCCCCUCCCUGUUGUGUGCCCCUUGAUCGGCGGAAAGUGCGUAUGCUGCGGGGCGUCAUCACCUAUCACUUCCACUGCCACUGCCGCUACAGGGCAGAAGGCUGCAAGUUACCAGCACUACGACGAAUCCGUCAUUUAUGACGGCAGUGGCAGCUGAGGGCAAAACCCAUCCACCCUUCGCACAGAGCGCAACCACCUCAACUUGCUCAACACAGACAUAACCACUACCGUGCCCUGCCUGAGCGGUAGCCAAAGUGGCCGACAGGAUUGUGGCAUCACCCUUGGCGUCUCUCCCACUAGGCUUGUGACAUCAAUCAAUCCACCCAACCAACCAACCAGCCCAUCUCUCAACCGAGACCACACCCACAGCCGAAAGGACGGUCCAGGUCCAGGCAGGCAAGCAAGACAAACAGGAGAGACAGGACCAGCCUCCAGUCCCUCUUACAGCAGCUUAUUAGGUGGGCCUCGUUUAGGACCUCAGACACCCUUGUCAGCGAUCCCACCCAUUCCCCAUUGCCCCCUCCACUCAAACCUGGCCACAGCCAACAGGAAUCUGGCACCACAAUUUACGACUCGAGUGCCGUGUGUGCGCCGCUGCCACUUGUUAACAGUACUACAGUACUGUCUGUUGCUGCUACGGUCGCUGCUGUGCUGUUCCUUGCCAGAGAGGCCACAAAAGAAAUGGCUCCUCCGCGCCCCUCCUACGCCGCCAUCGAUGACGGGGAACUCUCCAUUUCACUGAGCUCCUCCCAGAUUCGACGAGGCAGUCGCAUCAAUGUCAACAGCCCUCUCAAGACCCCAGACGACCAGACUCCCUCCAACACACACCAACACCAACAGCACCUCGAGCACGACCACGGGCCCCCGGUCCCCUCCUCCAACAUGGCCUCCGCCGCUGCGCCGACCUCCUCGGCCACUGCGGGGCCCAUCCCCGAUAAGGCCCGGACAGACCAGCGAAUCGGCCAGUACAACAUCGUCAAGACCCUCGGCGAGGGCUCCUUUGGCAAGGUCAAGCUUGCCGUCCACCGGAGCACCGGCCAGCAGGUCGCCCUCAAGAUAAUCUCUCGCAAGAAGCUCAUCAGCCGAGACAUGGCCGGCCGGGUCGAGCGCGAGAUUGAGUACCUACAACUACUGCGACACCCGCACAUCAUCAAGCUUUAUACCGUGAUCAAGACCUCCAGCGAGAUCAUUAUGGUCCUCGAGUAUGCCGGCGGGGAACUGUUCGACUACAUCGUGCAACACGGCCGUAUGGAGGAAGAUGAGGCGCGACGUUUCUUCCAGCAGAUGCUCUGCGCCGUAGAGUACUGCCAUAGGCACAAGAUUGUCCACCGAGACCUGAAGCCCGAGAAUCUUCUGUUGGACGACCAAUUGAACGUCAAGAUCGCAGACUUUGGACUGAGCAACAUCAUGACGGACGGCAACUUUCUCAAGACGAGCUGUGGCAGCCCGAAUUACGCCGCGCCAGAAGUCAUCGGAGGGAAGCUUUACGCCGGCCCAGAGGUCGACGUGUGGAGCUGUGGUGUGAUCCUCUAUGUGUUGUUAGUCGGCAGGCUGCCCUUCGACGACGAGCAUAUACCCAGUCUCUUUGCAAAGAUCGCGCGAGGUACAUAUGCGGUACCCAAGUGGAUGAGCCCCGGUGCUGCCAACCUGAUCAACCGGAUGCUUCAGGUGAACCCCGUACAGCGUGCAACCAUCCCGGAGAUCCGACAGGACCCUUGGUUCAUCAAGAACCUGCCCGAGUAUCUGGCACCGCCAGUCGAACCGUUCUACAACACCGGCAUCGAUCCCGACAAGGCCAUCAAGCCCUCAGACAUCGCCCCCAACGCUCCGACCAAGGUGCAAGAAAAGCUUCACAACGAAGUGACGGAGAAGAUCUCCAAGACGAUGGGUUACGGGAAGAAGGAUGUGCAGGAAGCGCUUGAGGCUGCUGAGCCAUCUGCCAUCAAGGACGCGUACAUGAUUGUCCGCGAGAACAAGCUGAUGCAGGUCAAUCCCCUGCUUGGAGAAAACAACCCUUACUUCCCCUCAUCUCCGCCCAGUGUUAAUGAGGUUUCUUCAGGCAUUGAGUCGUUGAGUACGGAGCUCGACCGCGGCGCAAGCCCCCUUGCGAGCUCCGCGAGGUCUAUCACAUCCAACAGUACUACCGCUUCGCCGCGUCCGUACGUAUCCAAGGUCGGCAUCCUACCUAGCAGUCUCACUGCCUAUCACAAAGAUUACAUGGAGCGAGAAAAGGCCGGCGUCGAGGAACGACCCGCACCGCCUGUUCUACCGGAGCCUGGACACCCUCGGUCUGAAGAUGAGCGCCAAGAGACCCUGCGUCGACUCAAACCUCACGCUCGCAGCGCAGAUUCGGCCAAAAGACCGCAGGGUAUGACACCUGUGAACCCCCCCAAGAAGCCCAAGGCGACCAGAUGGCAGUUCGGUAUUCGAUCGCGAAAUGCGCCUUGGGAGGCUCUGGGCGUCAUCUACAAAUCCCUAUCCAAGCUUGGCUGCAGCUGGGUUCCAGAUGAGGACUACGACAAGGUCCAUAGUGCCGACGAUGAUCAGAACGGUGGGGAGAGAUCUCACCGCCGCUCAGCAAGCAGCCGCUCUACCGACCCUACCAAGAUCUACAAGCUACCGGCUGACCCAUGGCACCUCCAGGUGCGGUGGGAGACAGAGAAGCUACGCAAGGGCCCGCAUCUACCCGAGGACAUCGUACAGGACCCCGCCGUGGUGAAGAACGGUGAUGAUGAAUAUCAGGUCGUGGCGAUGCGCUUGGACAUCCAAAUCUACGAAAUGGCUGAGCCAGGCUCGUAUCUUGUCGAUUUCAAAUGUGACGGUUACGAGACACCUGACGGCAGGAUCUUGGAGGAGAAGCAGGUCACAAGCCCGUUUCCCUUCCUGGACCUUGCAGCCAGGUUGAUCAUGCAGCUUGCGGAUGCGGAAUGAAAGUUCUAUCUUGUUGCUCCUUUGAACAGGAUGACAAGGAAGGCUGAGUCUAGUCUGUGUCAACACCUCUACAGCCCUGGCCGAUAUUGGUACAGCGCGUACUGCAGGGUGAGUACUCGGUUGACCCAUUGACUGUUGCAUCUCGUGUGAUUGAGUACACCCAAAGCGGAAAGCCGGCAAUGGAUCGUCGAGCAUAUUCAGACAUGGCAACGUUUGUCAUAGGAGCGGCUAGUCUGAGGCAAAUUGAUUUUGUUUAGGUUUGGAGGCACACUUGUGAGAUCGAUUGGAAGAGCGUUGGCGUUGGGGAAGGCUCGAGUUGAAAGGACGCAGGGAAGUCGGUCAUGGGGGGGGGGGGCGGCCAAGAAAUUCGCCUCCAAGCUUACGGGACAAGCGUCGCGCCGGCGGGCACGCUUACGGAGCCGGCCCUGACACGGCUGACACGGGCGCGGGGCGCGUCUCCCAUUCGAAGACGCGUCGUUUCCCGCCGUGUCGGGCACGACACCGUUCCGGCCGUGCAGUGUGGCAGCCUUUAUGCACAAGUGCGGCACGGCCAUCGAGUGGCCGGAAGUUGUGGUGGGCAGUCCUUAGGCAUCAUGCAAGCCUGGGAGGCUUGCAUGUGCCAUUUUGUAUCAAGCAUCUAUCUAUUGCAAUUGUAAUGGCUGGCUUCCUCGCCACAAAUGGAACCAGCAAUCUGCCGGCUACUGCCACAGCCAUUCAACAA